Messenger RNA from Microdochium trichocladiopsis, 3001 nucleotides. RefSeq names its product fungal-specific transcription factor domain-containing protein. Gene Ontology annotation, biological process: DNA-templated transcription; regulation of DNA-templated transcription. The record is from RefSeq and is a predicted model, not a curated record. The coding region runs from base 141 to 2753 and encodes 870 amino acids. Gene Ontology annotation, molecular function: zinc ion binding; carboxy-lyase activity; DNA binding. Lineage: Eukaryota; Fungi; Ascomycota; Sordariomycetes; Xylariales; Microdochiaceae. The transcript is spliced from 8 exons.
GGAACCCGCCAAGCGGACCCUGAAAGGCGGAGGUCUUUCGGCAUCACGCAGUGCCUCGGAGACAGAACGGACCCUCCCGCAGAUCGCACUACGGCGCUGUGUCCCCGGUAGCCCAGAGUCAGUCAAUCGAAGGGCAUGUGAUGGAUGACGCCCCGAUGCGGUCUGCACACGACGCCAACAGCAGCAGCAACGAGGCGGAGCUGCAGCCGCAACCGCCGGCGCUGCCGCUGUCCCAGGUGCCUGUCGAGGACCUGACUCCCGAGCAGGCGAGCCACAUCAUCCACUCGCACCGCAAGGUCCGCUAUGGAACCGCGUGUUGGCCGUGCCGGCAGCGCAAGGUAAAGUGUGACAACAAGCACCCUUGCGACAACUGCGUCAAGCGCGAGCAUCCUCAGCUCUGCUCUUACCGGCCAAACCGCCCGUCAGCCGCCUCGGCUGGCACUGUUGCUGCCGCUGGUGCUGGUGGUUCUAGUAGUGGCCAAGGCAUCACAAACUCCCAUGACAGCGUCUCCUCCUCGGACGGCACCACUGCUGGGCCCUCUCACUACGGCAGGAAACGGGCUCGCUCGAUAGAUGUGUAUGACCAGCAGCAUAAACCACAAGAACAACAACAUCACCACAACAGCCAGGUCAGUGGGAGCAAGGAAGAGCGGCCAGACCAGGGGGAAUGGCCGCACGCAGCUUCGGCCGACGAUGAGCCAGAGACGGCCGAGAUGUCGCGGUACGUCGGCCAGAACAGCAUCCCUGCCCUCCUCCGCGACCAGCCUUCGCCCAUGGAGACAAAGGGCGGCGUCGAUAUCCGUCGUGACAUGAGGCCCAUCCUCGGCCUCGACAACAGCGCCGCGUUCCCCUUGAUGUCGGCGAAGCAUCUCGACCGUGUGACCCAGGACAUAUUUACGCAACUGCCGUCGGACAGAGAGGUUAUGAAACUAUUCAGAGCCUACAAGGAGGUCACACAUCCCUUUUGGGGUUUCGUCAUCGAUAUCGACGACCUCGAGUCCCGCAUGAUGAUCUACCUGGAGGAGAGGACGCGCAGCAACUCGAGUGUGCCCAAGUCCUCCCGGCCCGUUUCGGCAUCGUGGCUCGCAAUCCUCUUUGCGGUGCUCGCCGUUGGCUCCCAGUACCACGAUUCCCCGUAUCAUGUCCGCACGAGGGACUCGCAGCGCUAUGUGCAGAUCUCAUUUCACUUCUUGCAGCUCGGCAACUUCUUGCUACGGCCAAACCUCGACUCAAUACAGGCUCUGCUCAUCGUGGGGUUUGUGCUUCUGAACGACAUGAAAGCCGAGGGCUCGUGGGCGCUCAUAGGCAUGACUUGUCGCCUCGCACAGUCUCUCGGGCUGCAUCGGACACCACCCCUUGAUGACGACAUGUCGCCCGAGGCAGCCCAGAAGAAUUUUGCGCGGCGGAAGUUAUGGUGGACUUGCCAAUGGCAUGACACAUUGACUUCAUUAUCAUUUGAUCGACCCAACAUGACAAACAUUCAAUGCUGUCCCAUCCCCUUGCAGCCAAUCUCGUCACCAGACAACCUCUCCUAUCUUGAGGCCAUGUAUCACCUCUGUGAGAUCAUCUCGAAGCAGCUCAACCCUGAUGCCAUAGCCAACUCAACAGCCGAAUCUAUCCUCAGCAACUGUGACGCCAUCGAGGCCUUGCGAGGUCGAAUGCACCCGCAGCUUCGUAGUAAGGAAACCUGCAAAACCGUCGUGGACCGCCUGCAAUUCUUUGCCCUUCGCCUUCAUACAUCUUUUGUCAUCUCGGUCUGCUGCCGACCAUCUCUGCGGCAAGAUAACGACACCAAGCUCAGCGAGAGCGAAAAGAAGAUGUUGUCUGAGAAGUGCAAGGUCAACCUCGCGGAGACAGUGCGUAUGUUCCUCGCCAUGCACCGCAUCUCCAACAUCCCUACACGCAGCUGGGCGUUCACCUACCACGGCUUGUCAUCGGCAGUGCUCCUCGGCAUCAUUUCUGGCGCAGAAAAGAAGCAGGACCCGGAGAUCCGGGGGCUUCAGGGCGACCUGAUUGCCGCGCUGUCAGCUGCGGCGGCGAGAGACUCGACCAGUCCCGCUGCAUCUCAUCAUGAUAGCAACAUCACGCGCAGCGCGCUGGAAAUUGAGCUCAGCGGUCCGCUAUCGAGGGCUCUGCACGCGCUGAAGAACAUCUACGACCAUGGCACAUUGCAUGGAGCCACUGCCGCAGCGGCUGCAAUGAAGAGCGAGGCUGCGUCGAGGACGAGAACACCCGUGCCAGGCCAGGUUUCAGCGCCACCAGGGACAGCGGUGUCUGGUUCCCAGAAUGUGUAUCCGCACCACCAGAGUCAGCCACAGCAGCAAGGCUUUCCCGAAUCUCAGCAGUAUCAGCAGCAACAGCAGCAGCAGCGACAGCAAAACUCCCAGCUAUCCCCUCCGUCAGGCCAGUCAGAUCACGAGUUUGUUGAUCGACACCAAGACGCCGCGCUGGCUAUGGCCGAGCUCCAGAAUGGAAGCAAUUUCUCAGAGUUUCCGGGGGCAUAUUCUGGUGCUCUCGACCACCAACAAGUAUCUAAUACAGCAGCGCAGCAGAGUACAGUCAUGGACUUCAAUGGCAUGGACGUUUCGGCUUUGGCGCCGAUGGAGCUCUACGAUUCCAUCUUUUGGGAAUCUCCGGACCCGUUCUACACCGGCGUAGACAUGAGCUUCGACUUUUCCACGCCGCCGCAGCAGCACCAGCAAGGACGGACGGCGAGCCAGUCUUCCGCGCAUCAGCAGCAGUUUUACUUCUAAACGUGGACUUGAUAUCUUCUCGUGGCUGGUAUCGGAUCCGUGUUCUGAGUGUUGGGGCAUUUCUACCACCCGAUUUUCUGAUUCCUUUGACGCUGUUUGGUGUGGCCAAGCAUUCAGCUUGCUUUGGCGUUGAUAUAUUUUACUAGCAUGGCGUUUUUCUGACAUCUACUUGGAAAGGCCAAAAUCUUUAGCUCAUAGAUUUGUGUGAAAGUUCAACGAGAGUUCAAGUGCCGGAAUUACAAAUGCAC